Cercospora beticola is the source of this 2119-nucleotide messenger RNA. RefSeq lists its product as uncharacterized. NCBI's taxonomy places the organism in Eukaryota, Fungi, Ascomycota, Dothideomycetes, Mycosphaerellales, Mycosphaerellaceae. Gene Ontology annotation, molecular function: transmembrane transporter activity. The record is from RefSeq and is a predicted model, not a curated record. Gene Ontology annotation, cellular component: fungal-type vacuole membrane. Gene Ontology annotation, biological process: transmembrane transport.
GGCCUGAUUAUUCUUCAUCAUGCGCGAGGAUGGCAUUGCAUUCUCCAGAUGGUCCCCGCUGGUGGCUUGGGAGGGCUGCAAGGGUCCAGAGGCAGACAAAACAUCCCGUCCUCGAGUGGAACAUGUCGCAUGACCAGGGCGUUCUCAUCUCCAUCGCGAGUGUCAGUGUCAGAAACAGCGUGCUUUUGCAAAAGCAGAGAUGGCCAUGGGCGCUACGGUGAGGUGUGCGCUCCUCUGCUAUAUGUCUGCUGCCUGCUGUGUGAAUGGCAGGAUCAAAGAUGCGAUAUCGGCAGCACAUGACGGAAAGUGCGGUUAGAUCUAGUCAUUCGCCAGCACAGCUGAACGACGAUCGCAUACAUUUUGCGCCUACGAAUCGUCCUCGCGUCCUCUUCCUUUCGAUGGCACGAAAGACCUCCCCUUGGCGAGGCAUUGGCACACGUGAAUGGCAGCCAUCGGCAGAUCCGUCGCCUGGUUCUGGAAGGAAUUCGGCCUCUCGAGCCUCCACGAAACGGGUCGGGAUGCCUACCUCAUUAUCUUGGCCAGAUCGCUACGCAUGCUUGCCUACGGAACUAAUGCACUCAUUCUAGCAUUGUUCUUCUCUGAGCUUGGCUUCUCCGAUCGUCGGAUAGGUGUAUUUAUGACCUUGACGCUCGUCGGUGAUGUCUUCCUUGGCACCUUCCUCACCCUCAUCGCCGACCGCUUUGGUCGGCGCAAGAUCCUCUUUGGCGGGAGUAUCGUGAUGGUCUUCACUGGAGUCAUCUUCGCUGCCUUUGAGAACUUCUGGAUCUUGCUCUUCGCAGCAGUGAUAGGAGUCGUAUCAGCCACAGGAGGUGAUUUUGGUCCUUUUCGAUCAAUCGAGGAGUCGAUGCUUUCUCAGCUCACAAAUCCGCAAACUCGCGCCGACGUCCUCGCAUGGUACGUAACCAUCUCUGCUUGGGGCUCCUCCAUUGGCAGUGAAUUAGGUGGUCGAAUCAUCGAGCAACUCCAGCAUCGAGAUGGAUGGACUUUGAAAGAUGCCUACCACGCGAUCUUCUGGGUGUACGCUGUCAUGGGCGUAGUAAACAUCGUAUGCGUUCUGCUCUUGACAAAGAAUUGCGAAGCAGACACGAUCGAGGAGAAGUACACCCCGGUUGCUCAAGAUGAGGGCAGCGACCAUUCAUUUGUGCUUACUGACAACAACAACCCGGAUCGCGGCUCUGCUGAUGAAGCUUCACGACACCCUGGACCUACCAGGCCCAGCACCAGGUUUCAAGGAAUACGAGCAUGGAUCUCGAAAUGGAUGGGGGACAUCUCGAGACCAACACUGUCCGUGGUCUGGAAGUUAUGGCUCCUUCUCGCAGUCGAUUCAUUAGCCGACGGCAUGGUCCCCUACAGCUUGACCAACUACUACAUGGACAUCAAAUUCCAUCCCUCCAAAUCUACCCUCGGCGACGUAACCUCCAUAAGCUACUUCCUAACCGCCAUCGGUGGAAUCUUCGCCGGCCCACUAGCCAAAAAGAUCGGUCUCGUAAACACAAUGGUCUUCACACACAUUCCCUCUUCGGCCGCAGUCCUCCUCUUCCCUCUCCCCAACGUUCUCUGGCUCACUGUGAUCCUCCUCUUCGUCCGCGCAGGCCUCAACAAUAUGGAUCAAGCCCCUCGUUCAGCCCUCAUAGCCGCUAUCGUCAAACCCUCCGAACGCACAGCCGUGAUGGGAAUCACAGCAAUGUUGCGAACGAUGGCCGCGACAUCAGGACCGAUGGUCACGGGAUUUCUGGCGAAUUCGGAUCGGUUUUGGGUGGCUUUUGUGGCGGGCGGUGCGUUUAGGCUGACGUAUGAUAUUGGUUUGUGGGUGUUGUUCACGAAUGUGAAAUUGCAUCAGCAUGAGCAGGUUAAAGGUGAUGUUUUGGCUUCCGAUGAGCAUACUGCGGCUGCGGAGCAGUUCAGACUUAGUGAUGAGGAGUCAAUUGCAGGGAGGACAUCUAGUGAUGAUGACGAUGAUGAUUAUGAGCACGAUGAGGUUCGACGACAGAAGUGAGUCUAGUUGAGAUAACAGAAUGAGGUUAAAUACAGCUACGAGAGACGAGAAGGAAUGGCACAGGAUCACGAUAGAGAUAGAAUGCAAGAGCGAACAUCAACG